This is a messenger RNA of Meloidogyne enterolobii, 717 nucleotides long. The record is from the annotation of a GenBank genome assembly. NCBI's taxonomy places the organism in Eukaryota, Metazoa, Nematoda, Chromadorea, Rhabditida, Meloidogynidae.
CAUGGAAACUAAUGAAGUAAAUCAGCAUGCAUUUGUUUCGGAAGAAUGUCCUCCAUUGUCUUCGGAGAAUUUAUCAGUUAGACCACGGAAGCUUACGUUGUUUGAGUUUAUGUGGAUGGAAAUUUCACGCGGUUAUUCUUUACAAGAUGAGCAGGAUCGCUAUACAGAAAAGAGAAAGAAAGUUUACGCCUUCAUCCGUAUCCCGUUGGAAUUGGAAAGGUUUAUUUUCUUUGGCCUCAGACAAUGUUUGGAUGCUUUCUGUCACAUGUUCACCUUUUUACCUCUUCGAAUUAUAGUAAAUUUUUUUGGAUGUCUUUCCAGAACAAAAAGUUGGACUGCGGCAGAUACUUGUGAUAUUUUAAAAGUUUUGAUAAUUGUUUGUUCUUGCUGGUUUAUGCAAUUUGUAGAUACAUCAAUGAUGUAUCAUUUAGUAAGAGGUCAAGGAGUAAUUAAAUUGUACAUCUUUUAUAAUAUGCUUGAAGUCGCAGACAAAUUAUUCAGCAGUUUUGGUCAGGAUGUUUUGGAUGCUCUAUUUUGGACAGUUUCUGAGCGUGGAGAGCGUUUCAACUUUUUAUCAGCAAUUUUUCAUCUUUUUAUGGCAAUAGUUUAUGCUCUCACCCAUACUCUUUUGAUUUUGCUUCAAGUAAAUUUUUUCUUUUUAAAGUUAUUUUUUUUAAUUUUUGGCAACAACUUUGAAUGUUGCUUUUAAUUCACAUA